Cladocopium goreaui is the source of this 190-nucleotide messenger RNA. NCBI's taxonomy places the organism in Eukaryota, Dinophyceae, Suessiales, Symbiodiniaceae. The record is from the annotation of a GenBank genome assembly.
UGUGGUGGGCGACUGGAACAACUGGGACGGCCGGGCGUGUCCCAUGGCCAAGCGCUUCCGAGCCGGUGAACACGGUGGAUUCUGUGGCCUCUGGGAGGUCUUUGUCCCCUUCGGUGAACUGGAAGACAUUCCCUUUGGAAACAAGCAACGCGGCAGCACAGGCAGCACAGGCAGCACAGGUGCAAUUCGG